AUGGAAGAAGUGGCGACAGGUCCUCAUCCGAUCGGGCAACCACCGGAAGAAACCGCGAGGAAAGCAACAUUCAAGGAGAAAGUCCUUGGUGCUCAAACUGCGGGCUUCAAGGAGGUACGCAAUCUGGUUAAGGAUGGUUUUAUGAAGCGAGAACAAGUAUGGGGGAGCAGAUUAUUCCCUCACUUUGAUUUCAUUGAUGACGCUGACUACAUGAAGAUAUGUAAACCAUUUGAACAAUGCUUGGUGAUCAAACUGCUGGGGAAAAGGAUUGGCUAUAACAUCCUGUAUGAGAAGCUGAGGGCACUGUGGAAACCUGCAGGAGGGUUUGAACUCAAAGAUAUCCACCAUGGUUACUUUCUGGUCCAGUUCGACUUGGUCGAGGACAGAGCAAAGGUCAUGGCAGGAGCGCCAUGGAUGAUAUUCGACCAUUAUCUAUCUGUUAAGCCAUGGACACCAGAGUUUGUUGCAGCAAAUUCGAAAAUCAAUACUACAAUGGCAUGGAUUCACAUUCCUGGAUUAGGUUUUCAAUUCUACGAUGAGAGCAUACUCGUGACAUUAGCUUCCGGUGUUGGUAAGUCAAUCCAAGUUGAUACGAACACAAUGGAUAUGCAGCGUGGGAAGUUUGCUCGCAUUUGCGUUGAGAUUGAUUUGGAUCAACCGGUCAUUGGUAUGGUGGGACUCCGUGGCACAUGGUACAACGUGGAAUAUGAAGUUUUGCACCUUCUUUGCUCUCAUUGCGGUUGCUAUGGUCACAUGGCUAGACAAUGCGCGAAUCCUCCACAACCGGUGGCACCAGAUUCAACGCCGGCGGUGGUGACUACACCGGCGACCACCACUGAAAUUCAAGCGCAAGGAAGUCAACAGGAAAAUGUUCAACCUACAGUUAUGGACGCAGUUAAUGCACAGGGGACCAUGAGCGUAGAUGGAGGCGGAAUUAAUGGGGCUGCUAUCAAGCCAGUGAAGUCAAUACCGUUAACUGUAACUGCCCAUGGAGAAUGGCUAGUCGUGGACAAGAGAAAGAAAAAUCCAAGCAAGACAAAGCAGGGAAAUAACACCAAUUCAAUGCGUGGGCCAGGAAAAAAUGGAAAGAAUUUAGUGCCGGUGAUUACUGCUCCUAAAUUGGUGCAACCGUUAGUUUUUGCAUCGGGAUCUACAACGGAACAAAUCAAUAAAGGAGCAACAAUCAAUAAUGGAAAGAAACGCACUAGAAGGGAACCAACUCAUGAUGGCAACAAUGGCAAAUCAUUGGCUCAUGAUGGCAAAGUGACGACUACCAAUAAUUCCUUAGGGAAUAAUCACAUGCCGCAAUUACCAACCCAUACUACUCGCAUGAUUGGAACGACUAGGGUAUUUACCCUAGCUGAUGGGGCCCAAUCAACUAUUGCCAUGCAACACCAAGGUGGCAGUAGAUACACGGUCCUCAUGAAUGAAGAGCAAGAACAUGGCUCAAGCUUUGAAACCGGGCAACAUAGUGGAGUCCCUCCUGAAGCGGCAAGGAAGUAG
Molecule: messenger RNA, 1503 nt
Organism: Lotus japonicus
Lineage: Eukaryota; Viridiplantae; Streptophyta; Magnoliopsida; Fabales; Fabaceae
Exons: 1
Coding region: 1-1503 (500 amino acids)
Molecular function (GO): nucleic acid binding; zinc ion binding
Source: RefSeq, a predicted model, not a curated record